AUGGCAACUCGCAUUACUCAUUGCAUUUUUGACAUGGAUGGUCUUUUAUUAGACACAGAACGUGUUUAUACAGAAGUUACUCAACAAAUCUUGGACAAAUACACUAAUGGACUUAAAUUCACUUGGGAUGUUAAAAGUCAAUUAAUGGGAAGAUCAGGCGAUGAAUCAGCAGCCAUAGUUGUUGAAACUUACAAAUUACCUAUGACUCCUACUAAAUACUUGGAAGAAACUGCCCUCAUCCAACAAGACCUUUUCCCUCAUGCUAAACUUCUUCCCGGAGUAGAAAGAUUGAUUCGCCAUUUACAUGCUCACAAAAUUCCCAUCGCUGUUGCCACUUCUUCAACACGGGCAAAAUUUGAUCUUAAAACAUCACUUAAUAAGGAAAUUUUUGAUUUGUUCGACGUUGUUAUUUGUGGCGAUGACCCAGAAAUUAAGAAUGCUAAACCUUCACCUGAUUUGUUCUUGGCCGCUCAAAAAAGAUUAGGUAAUCCUCCUGCAGAGAAUUGUUUAGUGUUUGAAGAUGCUGUAAAUGGUGUCUGUGCUGCUCUGAAUGCAAAGAUGAAUGUUAUUUGGAUUCCAGAUGAGAACAUUAAGGCUUUGACUGGUGAUCAUGAUCAUGGUGCAACUUUAGUGUUGGGAAGUAUGACUGAUUUUAUACCUGAGGCUUUUUUGCUUCCUGCCUUUAAAUAA
Cokeromyces recurvatus is the source of this 690-nucleotide messenger RNA. Its product is annotated as HAD-like domain-containing protein. The transcript has 4 exons. The record is from RefSeq and is a predicted model, not a curated record. The coding region runs from base 1 to 690 and encodes 229 amino acids. NCBI's taxonomy places the organism in Eukaryota, Fungi, Mucoromycota, Mucoromycetes, Mucorales, Mucoraceae. Gene Ontology annotation, molecular function: phosphatase activity.